AAUUCGAAAUAAAAUUGUAUUUUCUUAGAACAAAGGUCAAAUUUCAACUUGAAUGUUUUAUUGUAACAAAUGGCAAUAACCGGUACUGCGACCUUUACCUCCGGGACGAAACGUGGUCUAUUUGAUAUUAAAUAAAUAUUGUAUUAUUUUUUUAGGUAUUAAAUAAUGGCUCCCACCGCUGCACAACCAGCAUUUGACCAUGAUAUCAAAGAAGCUGAACCUCAGACAAAGAAAGGCAUUAAUGCUAUCUUAUUGGGACCUCCAGGAGCUGGGAAAGGAACACAGGCACCUCGUCUGAAAAAGGAAUUCUGUGUUUGCCAUCUUGCCACUGGUGAUAUGCUGCGUGCUGAGGUGGCUUCUGGUUCUGACUUGGGAAAGACCUUGAAGAAAGUCAUGGAUGAGGGCAAACUUGUCAGUGAUUCUCUAGUUGUUGACCUCAUUGACCGAAAUUUGGAUAAAGAGGAAUGUCGGAAUGGAUUUUUAUUAGAUGGCUUUCCACGUACGGUUGUGCAAGCAGAAAAGUUGGAUGAACUUCUUGAUAAAAGGCACACCAAAUUGGAUUCUGUUAUUGAAUUUGGAAUUGAUGACUCCCUUCUGGUCCGCAGGAUUACUGGUAGACUUAUUCAUCCUUCAAGUGGCCGAUCCUAUCAUGAGGAAUUCCAUCCACCUAAGAAGUCUAUGACUGAUGAUAUAACUGGAGAGCCCUUGAUUCGAAGGUCAGAUGAUACAGCUGAAGCACUUCGUAAAAGGCUGGAAGCUUAUCAUAAUCAAACUAAACCUCUUGUGGACUAUUAUAGGUUGAAAGGCAUUCACACACGCAUUGAUGCUGCUCUUGAUGCUGAUAAAGUUUUUGAAAGCAUCCGUAGGACGUUUCUUAAUGCUAAAUCUAAGGACAAAGUUAUGUUUCUUGGGUGAUAACCCUUAUUUUUGAAUUUAAGUAUGAAAAAAUUUAAAGUCAACCAUACUUUUAAUUAACUAUUAAAAUAAAUAAAUUAUUUCCUAAUAAAAUACUUCUUAAUGGCUGCUUACUGUUAUUGCAUACCAUAUUGUUUAUAGUACCCCCUUCCCCCAUUUAAUUGAGUAGCAAAAAAUAUCAAAUUGAAGUUUAUUUAAAAGCCUAGAUUAUUUUUAUAGAAUUUUUCUGUAAAAUAGGACACUAAACUUAAAAUUUUUUUUUAAAUAUUUGAUUGGCAGUGUAAUUUCUUAUUUUUUUUUACUACUUUUGUGAUGCUUGUUUAUUUUACUUUCAUGCAAUUGUAUGUUUUGGGAAGGGAAAGUGUGAUUAAAAUUAAGUACGGGAUUUAAUGUGUGAUCAUUUUUAAAUUUUUGCUUUUUAAAGUUGAUUUCAAUAUUGCGUUAAUAUUUUAAAUGACAAUUCUCAAACUGGAAGCAGCUGUUUUGGAGUUUUGCUUUCCUACCACCCACUUACUCUGUGAUGAAUAGUAUUUUUAUAAGUUAAAUAGACUAAUGAAAAAAAAAAAAAAUGUUUGUGAGAUUGCACUAGUGUACAAAAGAUAUAUAUAUGAGAUUGCAUUAUUUGUACAAAAUGCAUGUGAAUUUGAUUGCUAAUUGCAAGUAGCAAAAGAAUAAAUGAUUUAAAAUUUAGGCACAUUAGCAGAAUUGCACUUUCUAUAUUUUUGUAAUCUGCUAUUUGGUUUUUAAAUAUUAACUUUGACUUAGACUAGUAUUUGAUCUUUUUGUUAUCAAAUAAUUUAGUUUCUUCUGUUAUUUCAAAUGCAUAUUUAUCAUUUAAUAAUUUCAAGUUAUCUGAAUUUAUUUAGUGGCAUAUUAAAUUUGAUGUAUGGAUUUAUUUGUAUUUAGUAAAUAUUGUGUAUUGUUAUAGUAAAUAAUUAAUUUUUAAUCCAUUAACCUUCUGAGUAAUCGAUUAUUUUCAACUAACAUCUUUAAAGUUUGAAAAAUUAAUGUGUAUAAGAUAAUUUUUUUUUAUAUUUAAUAAAAUUUCUGAGAUCUUAAAAAAUAUUUCUCAGGAAUUUUAUAUAUGAAUAUGAUAAUCAGAAAAGGCCAAUUAUGCUGCUUAGAGGGUUAAAGUAAAGGAUGAUCUAUGGCAUUAGAAGGCUUAGUAAGUUUGAGAUUAUUAUCUAGAUUUGGUAGAGUAGUAUGUUCAAGCAAAAGAGGGGCCAAAGUUUAUAAUUUUUGUACUUUUUUUAAAUGAUUAUUUUGGUCUUGGAGUUAGCUAAAAACUGUUGAAAUUUCAUUUUGUAAAGAGAUUUCAAUUUUAUCAAAACAUUUUCAUUUAUCUGGAAUCUUUAUCAAAGUUAGUUAUAACUUUAUCUCGUCUUUUACAUGGAAAAUAUUUUCUAAAUAGCAAAAUAAAAUGUUUGAAAUAAAAAUUUUUUGUGAGUUCUGCUUUUUAUUCUUAAUUUACAUAUGACAUUUUUAUAAUAUAGCUGAAGUUUUUUAAAUUUAGAAAUACUACGCUUGUUAGAAAAUCUAGCAGUAAAAAAAGAAAAAAAAAAUUAAUUUUCUUUAUAAUUUUAUCUAUUAAUAGAUUUGAAUUUUUUAACUGGUUGUGAAAUUUGUUUGAAUCUUGUUUGUAAUAUAUAAAAAUUCCCAUUUCUU
This is a messenger RNA of Argiope bruennichi, 2580 nucleotides long. It is a transcript of the gene Ak2, whose product is annotated as adenylate kinase-like. The record is from RefSeq and is a predicted model, not a curated record. NCBI's taxonomy places the organism in Eukaryota, Metazoa, Arthropoda, Arachnida, Araneae, Araneidae. Gene Ontology annotation, biological process: ADP biosynthetic process. Gene Ontology annotation, molecular function: ATP binding; AMP kinase activity. Gene Ontology annotation, cellular component: mitochondrion; cytoplasm. Bases 166 to 915 code for a protein of 249 amino acids. The transcript has 6 exons.